Molecule: messenger RNA, 786 nt
Organism: Ectocarpus sp. CCAP 1310/34
Lineage: Eukaryota; Phaeophyceae; Ectocarpales; Ectocarpaceae
Source: the annotation of a GenBank genome assembly
UUAUCCGUGCCAUCUCUGCCGCGUCUCUCUACAAAACCAGUGACGUCAUCACACACACCCAACACCUAUAUUCAGGAAAAAAACGGAAAAUAAUUGACAACACAAGAGAUGUUUGUCCGUGUGCCACGGUUCGAUGCCGUCCGCAUGCGCCGGUUCCGCUGCUCCGGUGCCGCUUCUCCGGUGCCGCUGUGGCCAGUCCUAGCACGACCAAACUCGACCCGCUCCGCUUCGUUCACGCUCUCGUUGCUGUCCAUCCCAGUCGGUUCCUCGCUUUCUCCCUCGUUGCACUUAGGGUUCUGGGUCGGGAGACGAUUCAACGAUGGACAGAAGUCAAAACUGUCUGGGGCCUCUGUGUACGCCUGGCGAUACUUUGAGGUCUACGUCAAAGGGAACUUCAAGGCGUUUGCCGUCUUUAAGCUGUGCAUGGAGCAGAAGGAGUUCGGCCGGGCAGAGAUCAAUCAAGUACAGCCAGUCGCCAUCAAACCUUCUGAGGCACCUCAACACCGAUUUUGCCGACCAUCAAGCAGCCUUCGAAGACUGCACACGGCCUUCAAGGUGUCCACAGACUUCCCGCACUUGGCCAACCUCGCCCGCCGUGUGCUGGCGAUUCCCGCCACUCAAGCAAAGUCCGAGCGUCUGUUUUCCUGCGCUGGAAACAUCGUCACGAAGAAUCGCAACAACUUGGCCCCGACCACCGUGGAGCUGCUCGUCCUUUUGCGCCACUCGUGGAAGAUAGUGGAGGAAUGGGAACAAUCGAACACACCCGCGGCCGCAAUGAGGGGCUAG